AAAUAAUGCUAGUUAUCCUUCUCAUUAUGAAAGAUCAAUAUAGGAAAAGCUAGAUGCUCAAUUUGUGGAUGAAAAAUUUCCAAAAAAGUAAAAUAAGUCAAAUCCCAUUGUUUCACCUAAACUAUAAAUUGAACAUGUUAAUGUAUUCAAUUGUGUGCACAUUUUCACCCUAACACCUUUUUAUUUCUUUCUCAAUUUAUACCAAACUCAAUCAUUUUCCAAUGGAUAUUGAUUCCAAAAUCCAAGAAAAAAAUAGUGUUUUAAACAUGUUGUGGAAUCAACUCAAGUGGUUUCCAAUGAAGUUGAUAAACAAAAUUAACAACAUUGCUAAUAACACAAUAAAUAUUGGAAAAAAUGAUCCAAGAAAAAUUUGGCAUGCAUCCAAAGUGGGAUUAUCACUUACUUUGGUUAUAUUGUUUUAUUAUUCAUGGCCACUUUAUCAUAGUUUUGAACAAUCAGCCAUCAUGGCUGUCCUCACAGUCAUGGUUGCAUUUGAGUACACUGCUGGUGCAACUAUAUCAAAGUGCUUAAACAUAGCAUUUGCAACAGCAUUAGGUGUGUCAUUAGGGAUUGGAGCUAAAUAUUUAGCUGAGAUUUGUGGAAAAGAAGGGGAGCCUAUAAUUCUUGGGUUUUUGGUCUUCAUUCUAGGUGCUUUAGGUACAUUUACAAGAUUUUAUCCACAUAUGCAAAGGAGGUAUGACUAUGGUUGCAUGUUCUCUGUGGCAACAUUUAGUUUGGUCACAGUGUCUGGUGAUAGGUAUUUGGAGAUGGUUAAGUAUAGGAUAUCAACUAUUAUGGUUAGUGUUGCAACAGUCAUGGUUAUAUCAUUGGUCAUUAGACCAGUAUGGGCUGGAAAAGAUCUUCAUAAUCUUAUUAUUGCAAAUCUUGAAAAGCUAGCAAGCUUCUUAGAUGGUUUUGAAAGUGAAUAUUUUCAAGCAAUUGGUGAGGGCUCCAAAGACAAGGAAAAAGGAUUUCUUGAAGCCUUUAAAAGUGUUCUUGGUUCUAAGGCCACUGAGGAAUCUUUGGCAAAUUUUGCAUGGUGGGAGCCAGCAAAUGGACCAUUUAGGUUUAAUAAUCCAGGGAAAGAGUACUUAAAGAUUGGUAACCUUGGUAGAGAUUGUGCUUGCCAUCUUCAUGCUCUUAGUGGUCACUUAAAAUCUAAAUCUAUGGCACCAACUGAGUUUCAUAAAAGAACAGAAGAAGGUUGCAAAAGCAUUAUAAAGAAAUCUAGUAAUGCAUUAAAGUAUCUUGCUUUGUCCAUCAAAACUAGGACACAACCCGGCCCGUAUAAUGCAAAAUUCGCCAUCGAUGAACUUAGAGCGGCGCUCUUAAUUACCACAAAAACCAUCUCAGAAGAAGACACAAUCGAUGUCGUGUCGGUGGCGUCGAUACUCAUCGAUGUCACUAGAUGCGUCGACGAAAUCUCUAAGGCGGUAGGAGAGCUUUCGAUCAAAGCACAUUUCCAAAAGGAGAAAAAAAAGAAGGAUAAUUCACCAUCAGCGCCUCAGUUACAACUCCCAAACCGCGUAAUCGUGAACGCCGCGGCGGCGGUGGCGGAGGAGGAAAAUCCUAUAGGUCUAAUAAAAGGAGAACACGUUGUUUGUGAGAUACAUGCAAUAGACGAGGAGAUAAAUAUUAAAUUUACGUAAACUUAUGUAUGUAGGAUAAAAAAAUAAGAGUAUAAGGAUAAACUAGAUACGAAAGGAUAAAAGAUUGACUACAAAGUGAAAAGUUUUUUACUUUUUUUUUAAAGAAAAUAAAUAGAUUUCUUUUCAUUAUUUUAGUGUGAUAGAUUUUCAAUAUAUAUAUAUAUAUAUAACGAUCGACCCAUUAUGAGUGUCACGGAAAAAAAAAUAUCACGAUCCACAACGAGAUCUUGAUGGAUCAUAUUGAGUGGCCCAACCCAAGAUAUAUUGGGCUUCAUAGGCACAAGCCCACAAAGUUUGAUACAUAUAGGACUUAAGAUUUGUUCAAUCUUCAUUGGGUGUCUUUAUUUGUAUUUAUUUUACGAUAAGAUAUUCGUCGUAAGAUAUAAUUUCUCUUUAUUAAAUAUUUGUUCUACUGUGAUAGGGUGUGUGGACUUUAGGAAUAGUUAUUUUUAACGAUUAAAAAAAUGAAAAAAUAAUUAAAUUUUGUGUUGAAUUUUUACGUGACAACCAAUUUGAGAUAAUUAUUUUUAAAUCACGAUAGAUAAUUUAAGACAGUAACAGUUAUUAAGUGGACAUAAACUUUCUUUUGGAUUUGGUACAAUAAAUCACUAAAAUGGUAAUGAAAACAAACAAAUUUGAGUGUACAUUAAUGUAAUAAUUUCUUGUUGAAGCCCAACACCCCAACACAGUCAUGUGAACAUGUACAAUUAUAUUUAUCAAUUUUCAUAGUUUUUUAUUUUUAUUUUUAAACCCGGUGUUUGGAUAUCUGUUUUGGCGCUCGAUUAUUCUGGAUUCGUGACGUGAACUCCCACUUUAAGGGGUAAAGUGUUUCUUACCAAAGGCGAUUUCAUUCUCAGUCUCCGAACCUGAAAUGAAAGGGUACUAACCAGUUACCACUUGAAAAAAAUGUUUUUUUUUAAAUUUUACUUAAAUGCUAUAAAAGUGCUUUAAAGUAUUCUUCCUCAGCAUCCUCCUUUUCUGGGUCCUUGUCAGCUUAGAUGAUUUCUGUUAUGCUGGACUCUCUCCUACAGCCUCCUUCUCAGGUCUCGGUUUCUGUGCGGCAUGAACCCACUGAUCAGUUGGUGAGACAGUAGACGGUGUUUGAAAUAACCAUUGUUUAUUCAAUCGAAAUCUCAUAAGAGAAGAAAGCUUUUAACGUGGGUCGGCGUAUAGCCCACUCCAUUCUAUCUAUGACGCAUCGGAUCAACUGAGAGAAAUCCUGAGUGACGAGAGAGAUUCUCCACACGAACGAAUGACCCGCCAAGUUCGAACUGACAUAGGUGAAUCGGACCAACACCUAUCGAUCCAAACAUACUCAGUGGACAACGACAAUUCACUACCAAAUGAUCUGAUUGCGUAAAUAUUAUGUAUAUAUGGAUAUUAUAAAAUUAAACUUAAACUGCAUAAUAAUUUUAAUAACAAAAGAAAAUCUUCAAAUAGUAAAAAAAAAUACUAAUUGAUUUGAAAAUGUACUAAAAACAUGAAAGAUUGAGUACCAAAAAAAACCACAAAACCAUAUCAACAAAUUAACUAUGGGCCCUUAAACUGUCUCCGUCAUUGUUUCUAAAACAAACCAUUUUGACCCAAUGGGCCAAAUUUCCCUCUAAAAUUGGGCCCAUAUAAUAAUACGUUAUACAAAUAUCUUGUAGUGUUCAGAGUUAAUUACAUUUUAUCUCUAACUUUUCUCAAAUUACAAAAAUUCCUUAAAUUUGGUGAAAUCCAGAUACAUCUCAAAACGUCUCGAUACUCUGCGUAUUGAUUUCGGAUACAUCACUCAAUAUCCUGAUACAUUACGUAAAGUUAUGUAUCUGAAAAUUAAAAAAGAAAAUAGAAAUUUUAGUAAAUUUUUCAAAUGAAAGAAAAUCUUCAAAAAUAUGAUAAAAUAAGGAAUUUGUUACUGUCCCAA
Molecule: messenger RNA, 3555 nt
Organism: Solanum lycopersicum (tomato)
Lineage: Eukaryota; Viridiplantae; Streptophyta; Magnoliopsida; Solanales; Solanaceae
Product: aluminum-activated malate transporter 8-like
Biological process (GO): malate transport
Cellular component (GO): plant-type vacuole membrane
Source: RefSeq, a predicted model, not a curated record